Lactuca sativa (garden lettuce) is the source of this 2362-nucleotide messenger RNA. RefSeq names its product cytochrome P450 704C1. The record is from RefSeq and is a predicted model, not a curated record. Gene Ontology annotation, molecular function: oxidoreductase activity, acting on paired donors, with incorporation or reduction of molecular oxygen; heme binding; iron ion binding. Lineage: Eukaryota; Viridiplantae; Streptophyta; Magnoliopsida; Asterales; Asteraceae.
UCUCUCAUAUUUUAAUUUCUAGAGGCCCUCCCCUCCCUCCCUCCGAAAGCUUCAUGAGUAUUCAACUUAUAUCAACCAUGCUUUAGUUAUGGAUAUUCGAAAGCUUCAUGAGUAUUCAACAUAUAUCAACCAUGUUUUAGUUAUGGAUUUUUUCUAUAUCAUCUUCAACUUUUUAGCUACUAGUCUCAUACUAAUCACCAUAGCCUUUUCACUUCUCAUCCUCAAAAUCUUCAUCGGAAAGUCAAUCAGAAACCCAAAAUACUCUCCGGUUGUCGGAACUGUAUUUGGUCAACUCUUCUACUUCAACACCCUCCAUGACUACCUAGCUGAUAUUGCCCGGAAACACCAUACUUUCCGGCUUCUUGCCCCUGAUCAAAGCGAGCUAUACACAACCGACGUUAGAAACAUCGAAUACAUACUUAAAACCAAUUUCGACAACUACACGAAAGGCCAGUAUAAUAAGGACAUAAUUACAGACUUGUUUGGCCAUGGGAUCUUCGCUGUUGAUGGCGUUAAGUGGAAGCAGCAGAGGAAGCUUGCAAGUUUCGAGUUCUCGACUAGGGUUUUAAGAGACUUCAGUUGUGCCGUUUUCAGAACCAACGCAGCAAAACUAGUCAUGAUCGUUUCUCAGUUUGCCAUGGUCAACGAAGUCUUUGAUAUACACAAUUUGCUGAUGAGAAGUGGCUUGGAUUCGAUUUUCAAAGUUGGGUUCGGAGUGGAUCUGGAUUGCCUAGAAGGAUCUAAUGAAGAAGGGAACUCAUUUAUCGAUGCGUUUGAUGAUUCAAAUGCUUUGACUUACUGGCGUUACGUAGAUCCCUUAUGGAAACUUAAGCGUUUUCUUAAUAUCGGGUGUGAAGCUUCUCUUAAGAAGAACAUCAAAUUGAUCAAUGAUUUCGUUCUCAAGUUGAUCAGCAGAAGACGAGAACAACUACAAACACAGAAACACCAUAAUCACAAGGAGGAUAUACUUUCAAGAUUUUUGAUCGAAAGUGAGAAGGAUUCAGACAUGGAUGAUCGAUAUCUCAUGGAUAUAAUCCUAAAUUUCAUCCUAGCUGGAAAAGAUUCUAGUGCGAAUACACUUUCUUGGUUUUUCUACAUGCUUUGCAAGAAUCCAGCAAUACAGGAUAAAGUUGUAUCAGAAAUAGAAGAACAUAUCGGGUAUCAAUUAGGAAAUGGGGACAAUGUUGAAGAUUUUGUGGAGCGGAUUAACGAUGAAAUACUUGAGAAAAUGCAUUAUCUCCAUGCGGCUUUGUCCGAAACCUUGAGGCUAUACCCUGGAGUGCCCGUGGAUGGAAGAGUUGCAGAAUCAGAUGACAUUCUUCCUGAUGGUUAUGAGUUGAAAAAAGGGGAUGGUGUGUACUAUAUAUCCUAUGCCAUGGGAAGAAUGUCUUACAUUUGGGGAGAUGAUGCUGAAGAUUUCAAGCCCGAAAGAUGGCUUAAUGAUAAUGGCAUUUUCCAACCACAAUCUCCUUUCAAAUUCGUUGCAUUUCAUGCGGGUCCUAGAAUUUGUUUGGGGAGGGAUUUCUCUUAUCGUCAAAUGAAAAUAAUGUCGAUUGCUCUUAUUCGGUUCUUGCGGUUCAAAUUAUUUGAUGAAACAAAAAGGGUGACUUAUAAAACGAUGUUUACAUUGCACAUUGAUGGAGGCCUUCAUCUCGUCGCAUUUCCAAGAACAUAAUGUAAGUUCUUUGUUCAUGGCCAUUUGGAUGUUAGAUUUGAAAACGAUUAUGUGAUAUUGAAUAAGGAUGAAAAGUGUUUUUUAAAAACGAAUUUUUUACUCCUUUUAAAAGUGAAUACUUUUAAGAAAUGUCUUACUGACUUUUAGUCCAAUCAUUUCUUUUUUAAAAGUCCUGUCAACUUAUACUUUUUGUCACCAUGUAAGACAACACAACAUCUUUUGGACUCAACAUUGUAAGAGUACAUGUACAAUUGCCAUCGGCAUCCUAGUUGGCAAAGAUUGUCGGAAACAAACAACACCCCUUGAUACCAUAUGUUGCCGGUGGCCUUGUGCCAAAGGCGAGAAUGUGUCGAUGGUCUCUCUCUCUAUCAAUUACAUUUUUUUUAAUUAAAAAAAGUUGGCUGGUAUGGAUGACAUCACAUCCUACUCAUAGACGACAAAUGUUAAAAAUUGUAAAAUCCUAUGUGGCGCCUAUAUGUCACCAAAUGUUAGAGGCAACAAAUGGCAACAUACUUUUUAGCAGCUUAGUCAUAUUUGAUAUUGACAUGAUCUCUUUCAAUCCAAGUGUAGGGUUAAGUGUAAUGGCAUAACACAAACAUUAGAGUUAGGGAUGAAGCCAAAACAUAUAAACAAAAAUAUGUAUAGAUAGUUAAUUUUGGUCGUGGUAUAUCAUAUAACAAAACUUUA